Molecule: messenger RNA, 600 nt
Organism: Entrophospora candida
Lineage: Eukaryota; Fungi; Glomeromycota; Glomeromycetes; Entrophosporales; Entrophosporaceae
Source: the annotation of a GenBank genome assembly
AUGAAUGACGAUAAUUGCAUCGUUGAAAAUGAUACCUCUUCAAUUACUACUUCAACAAGCACAGUGCAAUGUGUUCAAAGCACAAAAAAUGCUAUUGAGAGUGAUAUUUCAAGAGGUGAAAUUGUUAAAAACACAGAAAAAACUAUUCAAAUUAUUCAAUUUGAGAUUUCAAUCCAUGGAUAUUUCUCUAGGAUAAGAAAGAAAAGUUCAAGGAGCGCAUUACAAAAGCCAAAGAAUAUUCAUGCUCAACUUGAAAAGUUGUCGAAAUAUGAGGUUGGUAAUGACGAGAAAACCGGUUUAUUUAUGUCUCACAGGCGGACAUUAGGCGUCAUGUUUCUUACUGCGAUUGUUUCGGAUCUGGAAAGUGUUGCAGAGUACGAACAGGAAAAUCGGGUGGGUAUUACUUCGUAUAUUGAUGAUCCGUGCUUUAAAACUCCAACAAAUGUAUAUUUAGCAAAGAAACGUGUAAUUACAAAUUUAUGGAGACUAAUAAGUUCGAUAACUGGUGAAAUAAUAAAUGACGCUGCCAUAGUAUUUUCACGAGCUUAUCCUGAAAUUGUUGCUGGCAAAGUUAAAUCAUCUAGAUUAUCGUGCAUUUUG